AUGAGUUUUGUCAUCAUGAGCACCCGAAGCUUUAAGGAAGGUUUCCUUUCCAUCUGGUCCGCCGUCAUGGUGUGCGCACUCGCCGUUGGCGGCACCAUCAUUAUGCGGAAAUUUCACAAUUCCAUGGCCGUUGGAUUUUUCAUGGGCGCCGUUGUUUCAAUGAGUCAAAUGUUCUUUCUACUUUUUCUCACUUAUAUUGGUUACGAACGAGAUCAGGCAUUCAUAAACAUGCCUAACAAGGCAGAGUCUAUCAUGGCCUUUCUCGCUCUUUGCCAAAGUGUUCUGUUGGGCAGCUUUGCCGCGAUACUGGCUGCGCAUCGAUCCGAAAUUCUCGACAAGCCCGAGAAUUCCGCCAUGGAGAUGACGGGCGAAGCACACGGGGCACCGACGGUAUCCUACGAAGCACCAGGUACGAUGGCUUAG
Messenger RNA from Phaeodactylum tricornutum CCAP 1055/1, 423 nucleotides. RefSeq lists its product with no specific name. The coding region runs from base 1 to 423 and encodes 140 amino acids. Lineage: Eukaryota; Bacillariophyta; Bacillariophyceae; Surirellales; Neidiaceae. The record is from RefSeq and is a predicted model, not a curated record. The transcript has 2 exons.